UGCCCAAACUUUCAGAAGUUGAGAGAAGAAAAAAAAGUUAGUUAAGUUAGUGAGAGGGCUGUGAUUUUCAAUGCGCAGUACAGUCAUUACCAAUGUCUGCGUUAGAGGAGCCGUAAACUUUUGGGAAAGUCACACGGACAGCGCUUUUAAAGAGUUCAGAUACUUCAGAAAAAGUUUAAACGACUAAGUUUAGUAGAUAUGCGCGUUUCCACAUUUAUUGGGGUGUUCUCGGGAAGCAGAAAAACACAGCGUUGCCUACUUUUUUCGCAAGGCUUGGAUAAUUAAUAAAGCGGACGGACAGAAAACAGCUUUGAGCUGUUUGGAUUUAACCUUUUGGCAUUUUAUGGUUGCAGCCAAUUUUCCUGUUUCCACUAUUUCAGUCGGAUAGAAAGAAGAGCUACGUUUUAUCUGGAGUCAUGGAUCCGAGCCAGCACAACCCUCCUGCCGGCCAUCAGAUCGUCCAUGUUCGGGGAGACUCCGAGACCGAUCUGGAGGCUCUUUUUAACGCUGUGAUGAACCCGAAAAACGCCAUCAUCCCCCCUUCCGUGCCGAUGAGGUUGAGAAAGCUGCCAGACUCAUUCUUCAAGCCGCCAGAGCCAAAGUCCCACUCCAGACAAGCCAGCACGGAUGCAGGUACUGCUGGUACCCUCACGCCCCAGCACAUCAGGGCACACUCCUCACCCGCCUCCCUGCAGCUGGGUGCAGUUUCUCCUGGCACACUGAGCAGCAUGGUUCCAGCAAACGCCCCACCUCAGCACCUCCGCCAGUCUUCUUACGAAAUACCUGAUGAUGUGCCGCUGCCCCCAGGCUGGGAGAUGGCCAAGACCCCUUCAGGCCAGAGAUACUUCCUAAACCAUAAUGACCAGACGACCACCUGGCAGGAUCCACGUAAGGCCCUCCUUCAGAUGAACCAGGCCGCCCCGGCCAGCCCAGUGCCUGUGCAGCAGCAGAACAUCAUGAACCCUGCCUCAGGUCCUCUUCCUGAUGGUUGGGAGCAAGCUAUUACCUCAGAAGGAGAGAUCUACUACAUCAAUCACAAGAACAAAACCACCUCUUGGCUGGACCCACGACUUGACCCGCGUUACGCUAUGAACCAGCAGCGAAUUUCCCAGAGUGCUCCAGUGAAGCAAGGCUCCCAGUUGCCCUCCAGUCCACAGAGUGGAGUGCUGGGUGGAAACAACCAGAUCAGGCUGCAGCAGAUCCAGAUGGAGAAAGAGAGACUGAGGAUCAAACAAGAGCUCCUUCGCCAGAGACCCCAGGAGCUCGCCCUGAGAAACCAGCUGCCGACCAGCAUGGAGCAGGAUGGCGGCACUCAAAAUCCUGUGUCCUCACCCAGCAUGGGACAAGACGCACGUAACAUGACCACCAACAGCUCUGACCCGUUCCUGAACAGUGGGACAUAUCACUCCAGAGACGAGAGCACAGACAGUGGCCUGAGCAUGAGCAGUUACAGCGUCCCCCGCACUCCUGACGACUUCCUCAACAGCGUGGACGAGAUGGACACAGGCGAUACCCUCGGCCCCAGCUCCAUGGCAACACAGCCCAGCCGUUUCCCCGACUACCUAGACGCGAUCCCGGGCACAGACGUGGACCUGGGCACCCUGGAGGGGGAGAGCAUGGCGGUGGAGGGUGAGGAGCUGAUGCCCAGCCUGCAGGAAGCCCUGAGCUCCGACAUCCUCAACGACAUGGAGUCAGUGCUGGCAGCUACCAAGAUCGACAAGGAGAACUUUCUAACCUGGCUAUAGAGCGCCGGGAUCCAGCACUACGCCUUCUCUUCCAACAUGCUGAACUGCUGCCUAAUCCAAUCUGUGAAGGAUGUGUAGAUGCGCUGAGUUGAGAAAAGAAAAGACAUUUCACCCUACUGGACAGUUUUUUUUUUGUUUUGUUUUUUUCUCGUUAUCUUCUAUUCACUACGUUUGGCCGAAUUGGUUUUAAAAGCAGAGGUAUUUUAACCUUUGGUCCUUUUGGGCUUCUUUUUUGUUUUCUUAUGUCUUUUUUCAUGUCUGCAUCCUCAAGGCUGGCCCAUGAACAGACAAGUAUCCACAAGUACCCAAAUCUCUUUCACGGCUGUACUGCGUGCAAGUAUGCGAAUGUGAAGUUGUGUGCGCGAAGUGUCGUUUCUCGCCUCGCUGGGCGAACAGGGCCGAGAGGGGUCCGAGAGAAAUAAAGACAGACGAACCCAGAAAUCAACCUCCUGUGACUGCAGCUCCUGUCUCAGAACAUCCCUGAUCUCAGCUCGCCUACAACUGACUGUUUUUUUGAGCCUGAGAAACCAAAAAGCGAUGAGGAGGUCGUCUGUACGUGAUGGGAUUGUGAUUGAAAGGUCUAAAUCGUAAGGGUGUCAACGUGUGGCUUUGGUUAAACAAAUACUGCUGCUUGGCUGUGCCAGCAUAUCACACUAGAAACUGUGUAAUCAAGUGCCUUCAGACAAAAAAAUUGAAACAUGUUCCUGUCGUUUUUACGCUAGCGAUCAUAGAUCAAAUUUGACGUUUGCUUUUACUUACUCACUUCAUUAAUCAAAGUAUAUUUCUUUGAAAGGUUUUAUAAAAAAUAAUGUGUUGGGAAUUAGGGUUUGAUUUUUUUUUUUUUUUUUUUUUCUUUAAAGGACCCUUGCCUCUUUGUGUGUUAGUUUUAUUUAAGCCUGAUUCUGAUUUCUUGAGGGUUAUGGCAUUCAUGUGUGAUCAAAGAACAAAUCGGGUCUGUUUUUGCUCUCAUUUUAAAAGUUUUAUACAGAACAACUAUUCUAAGAGCUGCCUUUAUAGUACAUGAACUGAUUCACAAAGAACACUAACUAGAUGGACGCUAUCAUUUCCGCUACAUCAUAAUCAUUCUGAGGAUGGGUAUCAAAAAAUAUCUUUUUUUUUUUUUUUUUGCUGAUCUUACGAUUUUAGUAUCUCAGUCGAUAUGUUGUUGCUUACUUGCUUAUUUUAGUGAAAAUCUCAGAUUUUUUUUAAAAAUCCAAAAGCAAUGAACAAAAUAUCAAGGGCACUUUGAUCAAUAGACAGACAUCUCUGAUAUGAGCUCCAGUAGAGUCUGUGCCAGUUGAUGGUGUUUGGUGCUGAGACGGAUAUCGGGCAGGAAAAGGAAGGUUCUGAUACGUUUAGAUGGGUAGAUGAGCAUGUCUUGAGGGUUAGUGCUGUAGAUUAGCUGUUAGCUUGGAUUCGAAUUUGGUAACUGUGGAUAUGAAUGAUAGAGUAGGCUUUUAUGGAAACAAUCAGUUAUCGUUUCUGUCAGGAUUUCUUCGAGGCUUCCAAAGACGUAUUUUUUUUUAUCGUACUUUUAUGUAAACGUAAGACAUAAGCUAAUGAGAAAAGGUCUAAGUGAUUUGUGAGGAGAUUUCUAAUGAAGCAAGAUUUGACAGGUCCUCUUAUGCUGGUUCUGAAGUCAGUACUAAUAAAACACAUUAGGCAGGUUACCUAGGUUUACAUUAUUUCACUAGAGCAGAACACUACAGGGACUUUGCCCAUUACAGAUUUGCUGCGGAUGCUUUGAAUUCAGUAAUAUGAAUAUUUCCUCUUGUUUACAAUUUAUGAAUACCUUUACACUACAUGAUUAUGGUUCAGUAACUGGCCCGUACACUAAAUGUGUGUUGUACUGAUUUUUUGUUUCUUAAAAAAGGUGAAGUUUCAUCAGUAUAAUGUCUGUGGUCUGUUGGGGUGAAUAUACCGCUAAGGUUUAUAAUUCAAUUGCCUCUGUAAGCAAAAAUUUUAUGAUCAAAAACCGCAAACUAGGCCAUAGUAAUGAAAGUUAGAGGUUAUAGAGAAAUUAAAAGUGGUGAGGGAAAAAAAAGACAAGCUAAGAGAAAUAUAUUUUUGCAAACAUAGUAUUGAUGGCAGACUCUAGUGGGGUAAAACAGUGUUGGAGAGAGCAAUGCAACAAAAUGUUUUAUGAAUUGUGGGUACAGUGAUGGUAUUGCACGUUUAUAGAACAUUGACUAAAAUGUGUAUGUAUGUCACUUAAAACAUGAUUUUAUGCUUGCUUAGUGUGCAACUGUUCAGAAUAUAUAGUAACUGUUUACUUUUUUUUUUAUUUUAUUUUUUUUGUAGUGGUAGUACUAAUCACACAAGUUAAUGGAUUGGUAUUUAGAUUUCUUUUAAAUGCACCCAGAAUGAAUUUAUAUCCAUUUAUUAUGAUCUCUCUCUCUUUUUUUUUU
Molecule: messenger RNA, 4153 nt
Organism: Onychostoma macrolepis
Lineage: Eukaryota; Metazoa; Chordata; Actinopteri; Cypriniformes; Cyprinidae
Gene: yap1
Product: Yes1 associated transcriptional regulator
Exons: 8
Coding region: 417-1745 (442 amino acids)
Biological process (GO): hippo signaling; positive regulation of transcription by RNA polymerase II
Cellular component (GO): nucleus; cytoplasm
Molecular function (GO): protein binding; transcription coactivator activity; transcription corepressor activity
Source: RefSeq, a predicted model, not a curated record